Notolabrus celidotus (New Zealand spotty) is the source of this 5561-nucleotide messenger RNA. RefSeq names its product phosphoribosylaminoimidazole carboxylase, phosphoribosylaminoimidazole succinocarboxamide synthetase (gene paics). Bases 4169 to 5446 code for a protein of 425 amino acids. NCBI's taxonomy places the organism in Eukaryota, Metazoa, Chordata, Actinopteri, Labriformes, Labridae. The transcript is spliced from 14 exons. The record is from RefSeq and is a predicted model, not a curated record. Gene Ontology annotation, molecular function: phosphoribosylaminoimidazolesuccinocarboxamide synthase activity. Gene Ontology annotation, biological process: 'de novo' IMP biosynthetic process.
GUUUCCAGGUCAGCUCAGACAUGGAGAGAGCAGCAGAGAGACAAAGAGCAGACAGGGAGGUGGUGGUGGAGGACAAAGGCUCGGUGGAGAGGCAGUGGGGGGAGGCAGAGGUGCUGGCUCUCAUGUCAGUGUGGGACGAGGUGGGCGCUCAGCACGUAGCCGAGAGCAGGAGCACGUUUGAGCUGAUCUCAGAGCGUCUGAGGAGGCUCAGCAUUGUGCGCAGCUGGUGGGAGUGUCAGGCCCAGUGCAGGAGCCUCGGGCUCCAGAGCAGGAAGUGUGACGCAGCAGCAGCAGCAGCAGCAAAAUACAGCCCAGAAGAAGAAGAAGACAGGCUGGAGGAGAGCUGGGAGGAAGAGGAAGAUGAGGGGACUCAGAAAGGGAUCUAUCCUUCCUCAGUCCCUGUCCCAAUGCAGGAAGGUCUAAGGACUCAGAUCCACAGACCCCUUCCCUACACCUCGAGCGUCUCUGAAGAGGGCGGCCGCCACUGGACCGACGACGAGGUCCGAGCUCUGCUGUGCGUCUGGGCCGACCGCCGGAUCCGAGAGCGCCUGAAGAGCACGCUGCGCAACAAAUGCAUCUUCCAGGAGAUGGCGUAUCAGAUGCAGAGGAACUUUGGCGUGGUGCGGAACUGGAAACAAUGUCGGACUAAAUACAAAAACCUGAAGUACGACUACAAGACGGCAAAGAGCGCCCACGCUGCGGCGGGCAGCGGGUCAGGAGGACCGGGGAAAUACAUGAAGUUCUUUGAGGAGGUGGACGCCAUCCUGAUGGACCGCGGGCUGGAGGAUGGGACGGUGGAGAUGCAGAGGAGGCUGUUUGAUGGAGAGGUGGUGGCUCAGAGAAUGCAGACUCCGGGAUCAGAGAGCGAGGUCGUCAUUGAAAUAGAUGAUGACAGUAACGACGGGGAAAUGAAUGGAGACGUGGAGGCAAAGUGGAAAAGAACAGACGCUCAUCUAACUGUCACAGAUCCACCCGAUCAGUUCCACGUGGUCACGGUGCCGGACACAGGUCGGAACUGGAGCGAGCAGGAGGUCCGGGCUCUGGUCCAGAUUUGGUCGGACGAGCGAGUGUGCAGGCAGCUGGAGAGCUCGACGAGGAAGAGAGACAUCUUCGUCCAGAUCUCCAACAGGCUGAUGCAGGAGGGCAUCGACCGCGACUGGAAGCAGUGCCACACCAAGUACAAAAACCUCAAGUACCUCUACCGCUCGCUGCAGAGAGGGAUGACCGAGGAGACGGACCCGAGGCGGAUUAUGAGGUUCUACAACGAGGUGGACGCGAUCAUGAACCGCACAAGGAAUGGUUCUCCAAAUGACACAGGUGCUGCUCAGAACAGAGACUCAGGCAGACUCUCCAUGUCUGAGGACUGUGAGGACAAGGAUCACACAGACGCCACUUUGACCAAGAUGGAGGACCGGACCUGUAGCUCGGAUUCUGUGUCCUCUGUGAGCCUCGACAUUCCUGCAAACAAAGAACCGAGGAUCCACGUAGUCCAGGAGGCGCGCUCAGAUCUUCAACACAGAUUCAUGAGCUCGUUGUUUAGCAGAGCGGAGAGAGAGGAGAAGAUCUUCUCACCCAACAGAAGGAAGAGGAAAUUCACAGAUCAAGACUCGACCCUCCUGACAGCGGUGAAAAAGCUGCACACACACGCCGGAUCUGCUGAUAACACGAGGGUCCAAUGUAAAGAGGAGGAGGAUCACAUCCCCAUAAUAAAGAUCAAUUCAGUGCGGUCAAUGGCCUCCCCUGACCCGUCUCCUGACGCUUCGCCUGACAGACAGGUAACAUCUGCUAAUCCUCAAACAUGCAUGUUUCUCUACCUGAGCUUAAUCUAACAUCAGAACAUCAGACACACAGGAUGUUACUGUGAGCUGCCAAUUAAUCAAUCAGCUGAUCAAUAAAAGGAGCAAAGAUCUUCCAUGUAAUAUAUGUAGACUGUUAGUUAAAUGAAAUAAGUUGUUUUUAAGCUGUGAAGAUUUAUAACAAGCAUUUUUGUAUUUUUCAUGCAAUCAAAUUUUCAAUAUGAUUCAUUGAUUCAAACUGAUUAUUGAUCUGUGCUGAAAAAACAACUUUAUUGGAACCUUUUUGAAGAUCUUCAGAUAUUCAACGCACAUUUUUCAAGCUUGAGCUCCAGCUGAUCGAGUCUUUUAUCAUGAAUUAUAAUUUUCUCAGUUAAUUGAUUUGUUUCUGGAUAAACAAAAUGAUCAAUUGAUUAAAUCUGCAUAUUGAUCUGUUCUAAAAAUUUACUGUUAUUGUGACCUUCUUAUUGUUUAAGUUUUUUGGUUUAUUUUAGUUUAGUUUAUUUAUUAUUCAUCCUGUCGUACACCUCUGAGUGAAUCUAUGACUCAGGUUUCGUCCCUGAGCUCCAACUAAUGAUUCAUUUUGUCAUUGACUACCAUUUUCUCCACUAACUGAUUACUUAUUUGGUUGAUAAAGUAUUUCUUAACGUUAAAUAAUAUCCUUGAGUUAUUCCUAGAUAGCAAAGAUCAUGUGGCCUGGAUGUAACCCAAAACCUCUAGGCUAGUUCUGUAACCCUGACCAAGGCUGCUGUCCUCUGGUACUGGUCCCUGUUUUCCCCUCUAGAGAACUUUGAAGUAAUUUGGUACAGAUGUGGGCCAGUCCUGGUUAAGUUCCAUGCUAGAUCCAACCCAGAGUCUAAAGCGGUUCAGGGCUGGAUUGGCCCAGUCCAUUAGUUUUGUCUGAUCUUGAUCUGUUCCUUAAUCUUAAACUAUAAUAUGGAUUUUCAACAUUUCUGGAAUUAUCUUUAAAUACUUCCUACAUGAUUUACAUUGUAAAUUAGCAAAAGGAAAAAAUAUUAAACACCUUAUUUUAUCAUGAAACUUAGUUACUAAGACCAAUACAUUAUGGUAAUAAUGACAAAUAAUCAAAUUUAAUUUGUCUUCAACCCGUGAAUAUUUUACAUAUUCUAAAUCUUUUUUUUGUUUGUUUUUAAAUUUAAUUAUUUUUGCAUUAUGAAGCUGAAAUUUGAAGAAAUUUGUCCACAUUUCUCAUUAGCAAAAAACUAAAAAUAAUCGAUUAUUCGAUUAACCAGCAAUUAAUUUGUUAGUCUACCAUUAAUCGAUUGAUUGUUUGUCUCGCUAUUUGCAGAGUUAAGACACAAGAGCCUGAAAAACAACGUGGCCUCGAGUCACAACAAAUUCCUUAGUGCGACACUCGUGCAAACAAACACUUGUGGCUUUGUUUUCCUAAAAAAUGCAUCAAUUCAACAAGAAUAUUGUCCUUCAGUGCACCAGCGAGACAAGUUGAGGAUCAUGUCGGGAGUAAAAAGUUCCUCCAUCACUCAGAGAUGUUAUUUUUUUACUUUUGCAUAAUCAAAGUUGGUUGCAUGUUUGGCUCCUCAUAUGCUUCUAUUCAAACCUGUCAUUAGAGUGCACACCUGUCCUUCACUCACCUGUGCUGCAACGCCACCAGACCCAGAGACAACACCUGGGCCACCUCCAGCUGCGUGGGCCACUCUCCGGCCGCCACACACCCGAACACCCCGCACUCCUCCCCGAUACCGGACUCCUCGAACUCCAUCCCUGCGCGGUCUGUCCCGGUCUAUGAUCCCAGUGCUCCUGGACCAGGUUGUCGUGGCGUGCGUGAUUAACCGAGCACGUGUGGACUGAGUUUACUUCGCGAUCCAACGUGGCUCCUCAAAACCGGAUCAACUCAGCUGACAUGGCCUGAAAAGCAAACUAGUGUCAGGAAACAAGCAUCACCGGGAGAAACAACAGGCCUCCAUUCCUGAUGUCACUUAGAUUAAUCGAAACGUGUUUAAUCGAACAUGUUAACUGAUGAGACGCACGUGGUACUCCUCGAGGAAGUCAACAACAAUUAAUAAUCGAAAAUAGUUUAAACUAAAGCGCAGAAAUGUUCCCCUAGUGUGGUCAGGAGUCUCCUCAGAGAGGAAACGGGGUCACUUUGUGGAUAAACUCCUAAAACUUUUCCGUCUAGCAAAUAUUUUGUGCUUGAGCAUCUCCCCCUCACGUGGUCGGAACGCGCUGCUGUGAUUGGCUGCCUCACAAAGAAAACCGUCGUGAUUGGCUGUCAGAGCACGUAGGACAGACCCCACUUCCCUCUUCUGCUGCCUGCACGCCUCCUGCUGCCUCUUCAUCCUCAAACUCUCCAAAGUUUUGUCUUUCAGAGCUGCGGGUCGGUAAAUAACUUCACCAUGGACUCCACAACAGAGUUUAAGGUCGGGCAAAAGCUGAAUGAGGGGAAGACGAAGCAGAUUUUCGAGCUUGUGGACCAGCCCGGACUGGUUCUGGUCCAGUCAAAAGACCAGAUCACCGCCGGGAAUGCAGUGAGGAAAGACCAAAUGGAGGGAAAGGCUGCCAUCGCCAAUAAAACGACGAGCUGCAUGUUCAAGCUGCUGCAGGACUCGGGCAUUAAGACGGCCUUCGUGAAGCAGCACUCGGACACGGCGUUCAUCGCGGCUCACUGCGAGAUGAUCCCCAUCGAGUGGGUCUGCCGCAGAGUCGCCACUGGAUCGUUCUUGAAGAGGAACCCGGGAGUUAAAGAGGGCUACCGCUUCUCCCCUCUGAAGAUGGAGAUGUUCUUUAAGGACGAUGCCAACAACGACCCCCAGUGGUCGGAGGAGCAGGUGCUGGAGGCGAAGUUCUCUCCGGCCGGACUCUCCAUCAGUCAGUGCGAGGUGGACAUCAUGAACCGCAGCACGGUCGCCAUCUUUGAGAUCCUGGAGAAGGCCUGGGCCACUCAGAACUGCACGCUGGUGGAUAUGAAGAUCGAGUUUGGCGUGAAUGUGAAGACUCAGGAGAUCGUUCUCGCUGAUGUGAUCGACAACGACUCCUGGAGGCUUUGGCCGGCUGGAGACCGAAGCCAGCAGAAGGAUAAGCAGGUGUACCGUGACCUUAAAGAAGUCACUCCUGAGGCCAUGCAGAUGGUGAAGAGGAACUUUGAGUGGGUCUCUGAGAGGGUCAAGCUGCUGCUGGAGCCAGAGGCUAACGGCAGGGUGGUAGUCCUGAUGGGGUCCACCUCAGACUUGGCUCACUGCGAGAAGAUCAGGAAGGCCUGCACGACGUUCGGGAUCCCCUGCAUCCUCAGAGUCACCUCGGCUCACAAAGGACCGGACGAGACGCUCCGCAUCAAAGCUCAGUAUGAAGGUGACGGCGUGCCCACUGUGUUUGUGGCUGUAGCUGGCCGGAGCAACGGCCUCGGCCCAGUGAUGUCCGGAAACACAGCAUAUCCUGUUAUCAACUGUCCUCCUCUCACUCCAGACUGGGGGGCUCAAGAUGUCUGGUCCUCUCUCCGCAUGCCAAGUGGUCUCGGCUGCUCCACCAUCCUCUCCCCAGAGGCGGCGGCUCAGUUCGCGGCUCAGAUCUUCGGGCUGACCAAUCACAUGGUGUGGUGCAAACUUCGGGCCUCUAUGCUGAACACCUGGGUGUCCCUGAAGCUGGCCGACAAGAAGCUCCAGGCCUGCAGCAUCUAAAGCAAUCCUACCUGUGCUCUGUUAGAGCGCCACCUGUCUCUGUCCCACUAACGAUGUCCUUUCUCACCUCAAUCAUUCCAUUAAGAAGAAAAUUAAAAGCUUCUUUAUUAAACUC